AAUAAUAUCAAUGAAAAAAACCCCAAACUCUAUUUAGUUUUCUCAAGUCAAUAUCUCCCUCUAGCUUCUUCAACCAUAACCUCCUAAUAUUAUGUAUACAUAUCCACUAAUUACUAUCUUAACUUAUCAUCAUCAACAUUUCUGAUUCUAAUAUUUAUUUAAUUUCCCUCACAAAAUGCGAGUAAAAGAAAUGCAUCCGUUAUGUUGUAUAUCGCUAGAAACUCCGGCAGCCGGAGACCACUCGCCGGACCUCAAAACAAACCUAUCAACGCCGUCGUGUACGGCCGCAGAGUCAAAAUCCGAUGCUAAUGCCGUCGGAAUGACGUCAUCCGGAUCUGAAUCAUGCUCCGGUGACAAAACCUUCGCCGGAGUUUUAUACAAGUGGACGAAUUACGGUAAAGGAUGGAGAUCGAGAUGGUUUCUGUUACGUAACGGCGUUAUCUCCUAUUCGAAGAUCCUUCAUCCGGAGUCACUCUCCGUUAGUAACGACGUUAGGUUCAUCGGCGAUGUGUUUUCCGGUAGCAGAAGAAGCAGACGUCAUAAGCAACAGAAAACCGUUCACCUCAAGGUGUCGUCGUUCAGAGAGAGUAGAUCGGAUGAUAGGAGGUUUUAUAUAUUUACAGCGACAAAGACGCUUCAUCUCAGGACGAGAUCAAAGAAAGAGAGGGUAGCCUGGAUUGAAGCUUUGGCAUCGACGAAAAAUCUAUUUACUUUAAGACAGUUGAAUGAUAAGCCAUCUGUUGUAGUACGGGCUGACAUAUCGUUAUCGACUGAAAGGUUAAAGAAACGCCUGCUCGAAGAAGGAAUUAGUGACGUACUUGUCAAGGAUUGUGAGCAGAUCAUGCUCUUGGAGUUUUCCGAUAUUCAAGAACAGAUUAAACUUCUUUGUGAAGAGCGUUCGAAUUUGCUGGACACUUUGAGACAGUUAGAGGCUGCUAAUAUUGACGUUGAAGCGUCUGGAGAUACUGAACGUGAGUAUCAAUUGACACGAGAGGAUUUUUCCGAUUUGCAGCGUGAUAAAUAUAUUGAGUGGAGUACAACUGAAUCGUCUGAUGAUGUUGAUAAACAAGAGCUUGAGGACGCUUCGGAAGAUGAAGAAAUUUACUUUUACGACACACAAGAUUGUUUCCCCGAAUUAGCGAACCAAGCUUAUGAAAUGGCCGAGUGUGAAUUUGAGAGGAGAAAGAAGCUUCCGGAUCCAGCUGAGAAAGAAAAGGGGGUUAGUCUAUGGUCUCUGAUUAAAGAUAACGUUGGAAAGGAUCUCACACGCGUCUGUCUUCCUGUUUAUUUUAACGAGCCGAUAUCGUCUUUGCAAAAGUGCUUUGAGGACCUCGAGUACUCUUACCUUUUAGAUCGAGCUUAUCACCAUGGAAAACAGGGAGACAGUCUUCAAAGAGUAUUAAACGUUGCCGCUUUUGCGGUUUCUGGAUACGCUUCUUCAGAAGGACGACAUUGCAAACCGUUCAACCCUUUACUAGGGGAAACUUAUGAAGCUGAUUACCCUGAGAGAGGAGUUCGCUUCUUUUCCGAGAAGGUUAGUCACCAUCCGACCCUAAUAGCGUGUCACUCUGAAGGCAAAGGGUGGAAAUUCUGGGGUGAUAGCAACAUCAGAACAAAAUUUUGGGGACGAUCGAUACAGCUCGACCCCGUUGGCGUUCUUACGUUAGAAUUUGAUGAUGGUGAGGUUUUCCAGUGGAGCAAGGUGACAACCAGCAUUUAUAACCUUAUUUUGGGUAAAGUAUACUGUGAUCAUCAUGGAAUGAUGCAUAUACGUGGUAACCGCGAAUACUCAUGCAAACUCAAGUUUAAAGAACAGUCUAUUCUUGAACGAAAUCCCCGUCAGGUGCACGGGUUUGUCGAAGAUGCUAGUGGUAAGAAACACGCGACGUUAUUCGGGAAGUGGGAUGAUAGCAUGUAUUACAUAAACGGAGUGAAGCCGAAGGAUGCAGGUGAUGCGAAUCUGUUGUGGCAAAGGACGAUGCCUCCUGCUAAUCUCACUCGAUACAAUUUAACGUCUUUUGCUAUCACAUUGAACGAGUUAACCCCGGGAUUGAAGGAGAAACUUCCACCUACGGAUUCAAGACUCAGGCCGGACCAACGACAUCUGGAGAAUGGAGAGUAUGACAUGGCAAACGCUGAAAAGCUACGCCUCGAGACCAGACAGAGAAUGUCAAGAAAGUUACAAGAAAACGGAUGGAAACCACGGUGGUUUGAAAAAGACGGUGAGAAUGGUACCUACCGGUAUGUAGGUGGGUACUGGGAAAAACGAGAGGACGGUAGGUGGGACGAUUGCCCGAAUAUAUUUGGUGAAUGUAGCCAAGAAAUGAAUGAGUCAAGCAGCAGAUGAUAACUUGUCUCUGUAUGUUAGAUUUAAAUAGUGCAUAUGAUGUGGUAUUAAAUUUUGAUAAAUGCUUGGAGAAAAUCAUGUUUAAAAAAGCAAAAAAUGUUGAUUAAA
Messenger RNA from Helianthus annuus (common sunflower), 2455 nucleotides. RefSeq names its product oxysterol-binding protein-related protein 2A. The record is from RefSeq and is a predicted model, not a curated record. Gene Ontology annotation, cellular component: intracellular membrane-bounded organelle; membrane; cytosol. Lineage: Eukaryota; Viridiplantae; Streptophyta; Magnoliopsida; Asterales; Asteraceae. The coding region runs from base 176 to 2347 and encodes 723 amino acids. The transcript is spliced from 8 exons. Gene Ontology annotation, molecular function: sterol binding.